CUCCCAUGAUUCAUAGCAUUUGUUGUAUUCCUGUUAGGCGGCCAGUUCAAGUUGCCAUAGCAGAGGAUGGCGGUGUCUUACAUUGAUCACCUAAGAUAACCAUCAAACCGCUGGGUACACGAGUAGGGGUAUUUUUAUCCAUUGGUUCAUGUCAGCAUGGACUCCUCCAGUGAAUCUGACACCUAUGACAGACCCAGGGGGCAUCGAUCGCGGGUCAAAGAGAGACGAAUAAGGCCUGACAGCAGGUUUCCUAGGGAUACGCAUGUAUCAGACAUAUCAGACAAAAUUGACACUUUAGCAAACACUCUACAGGAUACAAGCCGAAAUCUAAACAAAGUGGAUCAGAUGUUGGGGCAGUAUAAGGAACACACAGACGACCAAGCUGAAACCAUGGCGACGCUGAGGGAGAGCUUAGAGGAGUCCAUCCAGCAUCUGCAGGGGCAGCGGCUGAGGAGGACCACCGGUGGGUGGAGCGCCUCCCUCUCCACACUGCACACCAGUGACUUGGAAGAUGGCAGCGCCUCAGAUAGGAGGCACUACCUCCCCACGUCCCCUUUGAGAGAUUAUGGGAGUGUGGACACAGGUAACAGAAGACGGUCUAGAUCUGUCGCAGUGCAUUUCAGAGACUCCGCUCAAGCUGAAGAGCAGGUUCACUCAAUACAUCAGUCCCUAAGAGACCUGCGGAGUGAUCAGCUUCGGAUGGGUGAUGACAUUGAUAGAGAGAUCAGCAGAAGAAACAGGACUGACAUAGAAACCAAAAAGACAUUGGAGAAUCUUGUAGGCCACAUACAAGCACCACAGAGAGAAGAACCCGUCUCGUUACGGGUGGAGAGACGUCUACAAGAGAUUGAGGAUGAGAUGCACCCAGGGCGGCAGAUGCUUUCUAAAAAAUAUCACAGAGAGAAACCAAAAAAGCAUGUCUGGAGAACCACAGGAGGUGAUGAUACACAGUGCAACUCAGUGUUGUUUCAAAUUGCCCAUUACAGACCUAAAUCUCUUAUUGACAUUAUUUUGUUUUAUGAUAGCAGGGAGAAAUCAGUGUUAAAACCAGUGAUUUGGCUCAAACUUCAGAGCAGGUUCAUGCUGUUCUCCUACCAGCAGGGGGCAGCUUUGAGAAGACAUGACACCCAAACCCUGGAGGCUGAUGAGACCUUCAGAAAUAGACUGCAGAGAUCAGAGAAUGAGAGAAGCAAGAUGCAGCAGGAAUUGGAGAGACUCAGAAAGCAGCUGGAACAAUCAGAAGGUGGACGAGACACCCUUCUCAAUCAGAUGGAUCGCAUGCGUUCUCAGCUUCUGAGGAUGGAGCAGGAUCGUGUAGAUUUGCAGAGGGAGUUGUCUUUACUCUCAUCUCAGCAGAGAAGUGCAAGGAGACCGCAGGAGAGAGGGGUCACAAGCUUUGACAGUGGAUGCACAGACCUGGAGAGAGAGAUUGAAGAACUGCGGGUGCAGCUGGGUAGAAUCAGUGUUUCUAGUGAGAUGGAAGAACUGAAAAAAUGCGUAGAACGCAAAGAGAGAGAGAAAACUCAGCUCGCUUUCCAGGUUGAGGCGCUUUCUGCAGAUCUGCAGCGGCGUGAGCAGCAGCAGUUGAAGAUGUUGGCCCAACUAAAGGAGAUCCAGUCUCGUUCAGAAGACAACGGGUCAGAAUGUGCCCGUCUGGAGGCCCAGCUUAUGGAGAGCGAGAGAAGGAGAGAGGAGCUGCACUCUAAAGCUCAGGUAGCAGUCCGACAGUGGAAGACUAAGUGCAAGAGACUUGAGCGAGAGCUUCAGGAACUAAAGGAGGAAUGCAGAAACAACACUGAUAAAUGGAGCAAAGAGAGAGAAGGUGUUCUUAGCCAGCAAGCAGAGGGUGCACGCCGACAGCUCGCUGAUGCCCUCGAACGUCUCGCUCAGCGUGAAGAGGAUGUACGCCGCUGUGAUGUGGAUAUUGCUGAAGCUCGUUCACAGCUUGUCACUUUAGAACUUGAGCUCCGAGAGGCUCGGGAAAGCUUGAGACGACACGAAGAGGAGGCCCAGAAUCAGAUCUCCUUACAGGUCCAUAUAAGAGAGGAAAACAUCAGGCUGAAGGAGCGUGUGGAGCUCCAGGAGCGGAGGAGAGAGGAGGAGCAGAGAUCUCUGCUUGAUCUCCAGGGCUCUGUCAAGAACCUGAGCACUGUGAGAGCUGACCUCACUGCCAGACUGGCUGAGGUAGAGAGCUCCAAGAGGGAUCUAGAAAAGCAGCUCACUGCAGCUCAGGAAGAGAGCUCCUCUUUUGGACGACAGCUGGAACUGGAGAGGCAGGUGCAUCAGAAGGAGCUGAGCCACCUCCGAACAACACAGCAAGAAUGCAAAGCAAAACAGGACAGAGACGUACACGACAUGCUGAGAUUAUACCAGCGGGAGCGAGAAGAACUGGAGGCUCUCGUCAGAGACCUUAAGUUGGAGGCAGUGGCGGAUAGUGAGCUGAGGAGAGCUCUGCAGCUGAAGCUGGACAAAAUGAAGACUGAAUGUGAUAAACUGACAGAGCAGCUGAGCUUCAGCAAGGAGAGUCACGCUCAGCUCCUCCGCAGAUACCACGCCCUCAGAAAAGAGCUGGAUGUAAAGGUGAAUUUAGCAGAGAAGGAGGAGGAGAGGCGGCAGACUGCAGAACACUCCAUGGCGGAGCUGCGUGAUAGGGUCACGGGCCUCCAGACAGAACAGGAGUCCAUCCUCCAUGCCGUAGGAGCUCAAAUUGACUCAGCCUGCCAGUUCUUGUCAAAAGACUCAGCCGCCAAGCUUGAAGUACCCAUAAACACACACACUACAGUACACUACAAAAAAAAAUUGCUUUACUAUAGAAAAAGCUGCAUCUAAAUUUGUGUAGAGUAUGUACUGUUUUUUAUAAAGAACUUUUUGACUUAUAAAGUAUGUGUGGUGUGAAUGCAAUCUUGACAUGCUACAAACUAGAGAUACACCGAUUGCAAUUUUCUUGGCCAAUUCCAAAUUUCCGAUUUUUUGUUAGUGAGAUUGUCCGAUACCGAUUUUUUGCAGAUUCUGAUUUUCUUUCUAAGAACUAUAAUUGACAACAUAUACAAACAAAAAUCUACUUUUCUUCAAUGCAAAGUUUUAUUUU
This is a messenger RNA of Megalobrama amblycephala (Wuchang bream), 3088 nucleotides long. Its product is annotated as centrosomal protein of 128 kDa-like. The record is from RefSeq and is a predicted model, not a curated record. The transcript has 17 exons. Bases 157 to 2829 code for a protein of 890 amino acids. Lineage: Eukaryota; Metazoa; Chordata; Actinopteri; Cypriniformes; Xenocyprididae.